AUGGUAAUGAUCUUCACCUGUCUGGGGUGAAGAUCUCAGGAUCAGUUCGACUUCUGAUGGCACUCGGGGUGGAGGUGAACUCUGAGUGGUUUGGUUAAUAGAUAAAGUACUGAAACAAUGUUUGGCAGUGGAAUACUGGAUGCUGGGAUCGACCAGGCUGAUGAGAAUCCGAAGAGGGUCCCGCUAGAGAGAUCCAUCUCAGAAUACAGUGAACGUGAUGUGCAGUGCGGUUUUUGGGUGUGUCGUGGACGGUUCUGGCAAAGGCUGGCCAGCAAGAAAUUGUACGUGUUCUUGUUCGGAAUAGUUGGAUGUUUGUUUGGUUCCACUACAGCAUAUUUCUACGGAACGUUAACUACGGUUGAGAAGAGCAUACAGAUUUCUUCAAAAAAUGCGGGAAUCAUCACGGCAGGAUCAGAUCUCUCAUUCGUGCUAUCGUCCUUGUUCCUCUCGUAUUAUGCUUCCAACAAAAGGAAGCCGCUGUGGAUUGCCAUGGGGAUCACAAGCAUGGGACUGUCCUGCUUCGUAAAUGCACUACCUCACUUUCUAUUUGGACCCAAUGUGGAUGAGCUUAUGCAAAAUGUGGGGAAUGUUACAGUGGGAGCAACAAAAAUGACAGAUAAUUUGUGUAGAAUGAAUAGAGCACCACCUGAUUGUUCAACAGAUAUUGGGAACUUACGACCUCAAUUGCUUCUAUUUUUGGGAAGCUUCCUCUCUGGCAUUGGUAGCUCACUGUAUUUCACAUUAGGAUUAACCUACCUGGAUGACAAUGUUCGAAAAGAGAAAGUACCAUUCCUGUCCAGCCUGUCGGCUUUUGGAAGGAGAUUGGGCCCUAUGCUGGGCUAUUCUAUGGCUGCUCUAUGCUUGAAGUAUUUCGUCUUCCCGGGCGUUGAUCCAGGUUAUGGGACAUCGGAUCCCAGAUGGAUUGGUGCGUGGUGGACAGGGUGGAUUGCACUUGGGGUUGCCCUAUUCUUGGUGGCUCCUAUUUUCGCUGGGUUUCCCAAAAUUCUUCCUCGAGCUGCUGAGCGGAAGUCAUUGUCACGGCAAGCUAGCCGACUAAGUGGAGCAACCGUUGAAGAAACUGAGCCGGAAACGUCUUUCUCUGACCUCCUACUUACGAUAAAGCGAUUGGUCACCAACAAAGCAUACGUAUUCAAUAAUACGGCUAGCAUUUUCUACUUUUUUGGAUACAUGCCUUACUUCCUGUUUCAAGCCAAGUACAUUGAAAUCCAAUAUCGGCUGACUCCGUCGCAAGCAAAUAUGGUGACGGGAAGUACAUCGCUGGUAUUCUCCGCUUUGGGAAUUUUAAUAGCCGGAGCAGUGAUCCAAAAGAUCAAACCGACAUCGAGGCAGUUGACGGGUUGGAACAUUUUCACUAGUAUAUGCUCUGCUGGACUCAUAGUGAUGUACGCCGUAUUUGGUUGCAAUGAAAUUAAUAACUCAUCGAUUGUGAGCAAUUCUCAAGAUGUCAGCUGCAAUGUUGGUUGCAAUUGCGACUUCAUCAAAUAUGCUCCAAUUUGUGGAAGCGAUGGAAAUACUUACCUGUCUCCAUGCCAUGCAGGCUGUAAAGAGCAAAUUAAGCAACUCAAUGGCACGAUCCUCUACUCAGAAUGCUCGUGUAUUCAGGGCUCCCUUAACUCCUCGUACGCGUUCUCCUAUUCGACGCAAUUUGAAAAUUCGAGCUCAUCGGACCCAUCAACUUUGGUAGGAACGGCCAUUUCCGGUAGCUGCCCUGUAAACUGCAUGACUCCGUUUUACAUGUUCCUGAUAAUGGUGUGCUUGAAUAAGUUUAUCGGUGGUACUGAAUCAGCAGCUAACUUUUUGGUUGGAUUACGCUGUGUUGAAGAACGAGACAAGGCAAUUUCACUGGGAUUUUCAAUGGCCAUCAAUACGUUGUUCUCCUUUCUGCCGGCCCCCAUCAUAUUUGGAAUGAUCAUCGAUCGAACGUGUGUCCUGUGGGGUCGGACAUGCUCGAAACAAGGAAACUGCUGGCUCUACGAUGGACAAUCUCUGCGGACAUCGAUGAAUUACACAUCAGCUGCUCUGGUCAUAGUGGGGACUUGUUUCGACGUGGGCACCUGGUGGUAUUCUAAAAAUUUCAAAAUCUUCGAUGAAAAGGAGCACAAAUCCAGCGACGCUGGUCAACAAGAUGCUUCGGAAGCGGAAGCGGCAGAACCAUUCACUAUAAACGGUGUCGAACGGACUGAAUUGACUGUAUUGAUGAAGGAACAAAACGAGCGAGAAUAAAGCGACUACUUUUAGUGCCCAAUUUA
Aedes albopictus (Asian tiger mosquito) is the source of this 2270-nucleotide messenger RNA. RefSeq names its product solute carrier organic anion transporter family member 74D. The record is from RefSeq and is a predicted model, not a curated record. Gene Ontology annotation, molecular function: protein binding. Bases 118 to 2244 code for a protein of 708 amino acids. Gene Ontology annotation, cellular component: plasma membrane. Gene Ontology annotation, biological process: transmembrane transport; sodium-independent organic anion transport. The transcript is spliced from 5 exons. Lineage: Eukaryota; Metazoa; Arthropoda; Insecta; Diptera; Culicidae.